ACAGGUGAGAUGGUCGCAGAUCAUCUGUUUACCAUCCACGCGCGCUGUGCGUUGUGAAAUGGGUUCAAGUAAAUCAGUUUGUGUGUUUAUUGUAAGGUGUUUAUAAGUGUUUCACAACAAUGACGUGAGGCAUCAUAGUGUUUCGCUGCUGUGUAGAAUAUGGCAAAUAUAUGUGGCGAUGGUCUUGACCAGGAUAUGCAUAUGAACUGUGUUAAAGGAAACCCACACAAUAUAGAAAUCAGUUACAGUGAUAUAGCAGUGAAGCUGCUAAAGGACAAUUUAUUGUUGACUGCGUUAGAAUUGUAUACGGAACUUCUUGAGGCUGGACGGGAAGUUACGAAACUGAAGGAGUUUUUUUCGAACCCAGGAAACUUUGAACAGCAAGCUUACACAAAGCCUGACAUUGUAGAGAUACGCAGGUCAUCGAGUCAGGUAACUCUAGAUUCUCUGGAUAUAGGGCGUUAUUCAGAGGAUGGCGAAAGGGGUGUCGAUGAAAGAGUUGCAGUUCUGGAAUUUGAACUGCGAAAGGCCAAGGAGACAAUCAGUGCACUUAGAGCCAACUUGACGGUUGCUACAGAGUCUGAAGCAAACACGCCUGAGGGUUCUUCAGCUAACAGACAACUGCACAAUGAACCCAUUAAACCUCACGAGCAGAGAGCACUUAAUUUCCUGUUGAAUGAAUAUUUGUUAACAUAUGGGUAUAAAUUGACAUCAAUUACAUUCUCUGACGAGAAUGAAAAUCAGGAUUUUGAAGAUUGGGAUGAUGUAGGAUUGAAUAUACCAAAACCAGCUGAACUGCUUCAGUUGUAUCGUGAGUUUAUGAGGCAGUCGGGCCAAAGGAAAGUGCUGUGCCAGAAUGUUGCCUGCCAAACUGAUGAACUUGACCUCGAGAAGGAAUCAAAACUACAAGACAUGGCAAUGGAAGUUGAACAACUUAAGGAGCAGUUAUCACUUAUGGACCAAGAAAAACAAGAGCUCCAAAGGCUGUGGACAAUGGACUCCAAAUUUGCAGCUGCUAAUGUGGAUGUUUCUAAUGUUACUACACCAGGAUCUGAUCUGGCUGGAAUUCUAACUACCUCAACAUCCCAUAGUGGGACACCAGAGUGUUUUGAGAUCUUGGAUGUAGAAACUAAAGAUGACUGUAGUGCAUUGCAAGAUGAAGAUGAUGAGUUACCUAUCAGCCUUACCGACACUGAUGCUGAAUGGACUCGAGUUGGAAGCACUUGUGGUGCGGAACCUGCAGAAACCUCAAGCAGACUGCAAAAUGAGAUGGCUUCUUCCAGUGCUGAAGCUGAAUCAGAAACUAAAGUCCUUUUAGACACCAGUACUUCAAGGUCAUUACCACCUGCAUUUCGAAAGGAAGUGUUAGUGCGCUGUUUUGUGGAUACAUCAAAACAGCAUGAGAGCCAGCCGUUACUGGCAGAGAUACCAGAGAAAGACAAUUUAAGUGAUUAUUUACUUCCUGUGUUAGGACAGACAUUGCCACGUGUCAUACCAAACAUUAUUCUUAACAAACGUGAGGAAAUAAUACCUCUUAUAGUCAUGACAAUUCAGCUUCAUCCAGAGGCAGACAGUAGAGAUAAGUUGUUAAAUCUGUUGUUCAACCUGAAGAAAAAACCUAAUGAAGAAGAGAGGUUAACAAUUAUUGCAGGCAUGGUGGCAAUAGCACAGUGCUCAGGGCCAGCCCUUGUGGAGACAGAAGUGCUUCCUCAGUGUUGGGAGCAGCUGAGCCACAAACACAUUGAAAGGCGGCUUUUGGUUGUAGAAUCUUGUAGUGCACUGGCACCGUAUGUUUCUAGUUCCAUUCGUAACUCCUUAAUGCUUUCUAUGUUGCAACAAAUGCUGUUGGAGGAUAAAGAAGAAACAGUGAGAGAAAGUGUUGUAAGAAGCUUAGCUCUGAUUAUAUUGCUUAUGGAUGAUAAAGAUAAAUAUUUUCAGUGUGAGGAGCUCUCAAUGACUGCAUUGGAUGAUCCAGCAGCAAGUGUGGUGGCUAGUACAACAAACAUCUUGUUUCCAGUCCUGGCACAGUGGUCACUGGACAUAGGACGACUACAUACACAUCUUCUCACCAGACUUCUCCAGCGGAUUCACAUCCAGGUGAAGAGCCCACCAAAUUCUCCAGGAACAGCAAUGCAAAAGAACGCAGAACAACGCCUUCUGUCCCCUGUAAUUGUUUUAAAGACUCUGGUGCCUUACAUUGUGAUGUCUGUAGUAGCAGUAAAACCAGUCUUAGAGACCUUAGAUACUCAAGCUGCGAGCUCCAUUCGGUCUCGUUCAUUUAGGGCAGGGCAUGCUUUAACCAACCCAACAACAUUUCUAGAUAGCAAGCAUGAAAUACCAAUGGUUUUGGGAGCAUUUGAUGCAUAUGUUGACCAAGAAUGGUAUGAAGAAUGGCCAGAACUAGAAUGGAUCUUUGCACAAAUGAUACCAGAAGUUUUAGAUAUUGUCCAAGGUAUGGAAACCAUGAGGGAUGAUAUUGUCGUUGGCUUUGUGAAGUUAUUUAGAGAUUUAUGCAAUGGAUUUGGCAGUUCUAUUAUAAGACAGAAGGUUAAACCAUGCUUCAUUGAACGUGUACAGAAUAUAGAAGUAUCAUUAACCGAUAUUAGGAAUGGAAAUAUGUAUCCACCAUUAGCAAUUGUACCUGUUUAUAUUGUUGGAGUAUUAGCUCCUUUGAAGGAUGAAGAUCUGGCAAAAGUGCUGCAGCGGUUUGUAUGUGCCCUGCCAACAUGUGGAGCUCCCUUAACAUGUCUGGAAAUGAGUGUGCAUCUGCUAUGCGUGGGUGUCGGUGGAGAUGGGGGUCACUGCCGUGAUGAUGUUCUGGGAGCUCUAUGGGAGGCAGUUGUACACCCUAGAGCUGCAGUAAGACGUGCAGCUGCUGCACUGUUUGCAGUAACUGUGCCAGCCAUUGGCGAGAAGCUGGUGGCUGCACGUGUUGUGCCAGCCCUUGUGACGCUGGGAAAUGACCAAGAUUUGGGAGUCAGGACUGCUACUAUUCCGGCUUGUGGAAAAGUUAUAACCAGUAUAGCAAUUAAGGAGAUCCAUGCCAAGGUAUAUCUCCAGCUUCAGAGUAUAAUGGCAGAUGCAGGAACAAGAGAUAAUCACAGUUCACUGAUACAGCUUGUAAAAACAAUGGGCUCCAUUGUUACUGCAUGUGAACCAGCAUUUCGAGAUGAUGUAAUUUUGCCACAGUUAGCUGGAACCGCAGCUUUUGCUUCGCAACUGUCAAACGCAACUCGUCGUGUGGACUUGGCUAAGGCCCUAAUUGAAGCUUUUUCAUCUGCAGUGUCUUGCCCAUUGUCUAAACAGGCUAUAAGUACAGCUUUAUUACCGGGAUUGAGGUACUUGGAACCUAUCACUAAUACAGCCCUGUAUACGCAUCAUGAAACAGUUAUGGCAAUGAUACGAGGUGCAGAAUCACGUCUGGAUUCUCAAAGGCCCAUUGACAGGUCCAGUACCUUAAGCUUGGCAGUAGCAACUGCAAACAUGGGCCAAGGCAUGGAGGAUAUGAAAAAUCGUGUGUCAAAAAUAUUUCAGAAUAAACCUGCAACCAACCGAGCAGCUAAUAUAUCCAACUUGCAAGGCAUUUUUCGUAAAAAGUGAAAGCUGUCAAGUGAAAAAUCUAUAAUGUGCCUUCAAUACUCUCAUAUAUUGCCAGAAAUGUAGAAGAGCAAUUUAAAUUUGCUCUUUAACAUAAUGUAGUAACUGAUUCUGUUUUGCAUAUCACUAACUUCCUUAGAUUUAACUCUCAUUAUAGCUCUCAAGAACAACCAAAUCCUGAGCUAUAAUGCAUCAUGAUGUAAAUUAUUUGUUGUGUGUCUUGGAGUGCAUUUGGAAAUAUUUUUGAUUCUUCUAUGAAAGAAGAAAGCACCUAAAACUAAGACUGAAAGUAGAAUGUGUUGAGGUCAUACCACAGUUGAAAGAUAUUUUGACAAGUAAAUUGUGCAGUAAGUAUGGACAUGAAAAAGGUGAACUGUCACAUUAUAGUACAUCCAGUAAUAUCAAAGUGAACUUCUCUGCAUCUGUAACACUUAUUUUUAAGUGUUUGGUUUUCAGAGUUAGUUAAGUGUGUGAGAUCACUGAGAAAUUGUCUGAUCUUUGGAUUGCUGUCAUAUUAUAUCAUUGGUUGAGGAACAACCGUUUUGCUGCUCUGUUCUAUUUCAAUCAACUGAUAUUUUGUACAUAAUGUUGACACACACAAACUGUGUAAACAAGUGGAAUAUGAUUCUGGAAAGAGUUUUAAUAAUAUAUACCCCUGCUGUGUGCAGACAAAUUUUUUGAUAGAAUCAGCAAACUAACUUCAACAUACUUAUAUUUUAUUAAAAAUUCAUUUGUUGAACAGGUUUUGUGUAAAAGACAUGACACUUGACACAAAAUAAAUGUUAAAGUAUUGUUAUUCCAUCCAUUAUCAAAUAAAUCACAUAAUAUAUCUGCCACAUCAAUGCUUAAAGUGUUAGUGGCACUGUAUUUUAUAAGAUUUAUACAGUAUUGUUACAUUCAUAAACAUUCACAGAAGUAGAAAAAUUAUAAAUAAAUAUGUGAGUGCUUUGUUUUUAAUUCCCUUAUUGUUGUUUGUGAUGUAGAAUUAAUUAACAGAAUGAGAUAUUUGUUUCUGUAUCAGUAUUACUUCAGUGCUUUUAUUUUGAGCCAAUUCUUUGAAAUGAGGCACUUCUCAGGUAGUGUGAUAUGGUGUAACACUAGGAAGAAGGUAUGUUCGUUGCAACAGUGGUCACUUUAAACAUGAUUUGUUGUACUGUGUAUGGUACUGUUUUAUUAACAAUAAACACAAGCAUAUAUGACAUUUAAUACCAGUCCCCCACAGAGAAAUGCUAAAUUUAGCAACUGUCUGAACUGAUUAAAGGGAGUGUGCAGGUGUAGUGAAAUUGCAUACCUGUUUCACAAACCUGAAAAGUGAACCAUUUUGCUGCAGAUUAGUGUAUGUAAGGUAAAAACUCUCAUAAGUAACUGGAGUUUCAGUAUAAUACUGGAAAGUGGUGGUGGAAUACAAAUAAGAGAAUAAAUGUAAACCCACAUACACCUGCAUGUCUGCAUUGUCCCAUCCGAUUACAUUGUACCAACACUGUAGCUCAGCUGGGUUAUAGCAGGUGGAGUGGAUAAGGGGAGAGAGGAGGGGGAAGGCAGUUGGUGGGAAGGGUGGCUGAUGGCUGGGAUGGAGAGGUAAUAAGCAUGCAGGAUAGGAAUGUGCCAAAGGUAAGCUCACUCUGACACAGGCAAGUUGCUUGUGGCAAAUAGUGAAAUGGUUGCAUGCUCUGGGAGAGGGAACUAGAACAGAAAGAAGGGAGGCUUUAGAGGAGUGGGUGUGGGUGUAGUGUGAGUGAAGUGGGGUCAUUGAGACUGGUGUGGAAGUGAAGGUGGAACACGGGCCAGUAGAGAUUGAGACCAGGGAGAUUUGCAAGACCAAAUUAUGUGUUGUAAGGACAAUUCCUUCCCUCGUCAGUGGUAGGAAUCAGUUGGUUGUUAUUUUAUUAUAAUUAUUUUCAUUACUGUACAGUUUAUUUAAUUACUGUUGACAGGUUCGUUUAGUGUGUCAUAUACACUAUUUUUUAAUCCAGGGAAGUUGUUGCUGCGGGCUUGCUCUGGUUAAACAAAUUGUAAAAAUCACAAUGGGCACACAACUUCUUUCUCUGUGCUGGAGCAAGGUAGAUAUUCAUUUAGUUACAGAAGAUGUUUUGUAACCAAUAUUUAUAAAAAGAAAACAAUAAUAAAAAUGA
Molecule: messenger RNA, 5729 nt
Organism: Schistocerca serialis cubense
Lineage: Eukaryota; Metazoa; Arthropoda; Insecta; Orthoptera; Acrididae
Product: RAB11-binding protein RELCH homolog
Exons: 20
Coding region: 160-3600 (1146 amino acids)
Biological process (GO): intracellular cholesterol transport
Cellular component (GO): trans-Golgi network; recycling endosome
Molecular function (GO): protein binding
Source: RefSeq, a predicted model, not a curated record